Cryptomeria japonica (Japanese cedar) is the source of this 1929-nucleotide messenger RNA. RefSeq names its product serine hydroxymethyltransferase 4. The record is from RefSeq and is a predicted model, not a curated record. The transcript has 4 exons. Gene Ontology annotation, biological process: folic acid metabolic process; tetrahydrofolate interconversion; L-serine catabolic process. Gene Ontology annotation, molecular function: glycine hydroxymethyltransferase activity; serine binding; cobalt ion binding. Gene Ontology annotation, cellular component: cytoplasm. The coding region runs from base 188 to 1603 and encodes 471 amino acids. Lineage: Eukaryota; Viridiplantae; Streptophyta; Pinopsida; Cupressales; Cupressaceae.
UAUAUAUCCUUAUAUGCUGAACAUCGUGCCACACAGCCAGCCUCCAGUACUGGUCUGCGGUUUAAGCUCAAGAUCUGAGAAAUUUCUUGUUUCGGGUGUAAAUUUUCGCCUAGACUCUGAGUUGGAUCAGAUCUUUGUGUCUUUUCUUCCCAUACCCUGAAUUGGGUCUUCCAUUUUUUCUCUGUAAAUGGACUCUGUGAAGGAAUGGGGGAACACACCCCUGAAUGAGGUGGAUUCCGAGAUCUUUGAUCUGAUAGAGAAGGAGAAGAGAAGGCAAAGCAGAGGGAUUGAGCUCAUAGCUUCUGAGAAUUUCACCUCCUUGGCAGUCAUUGAAGCUCUAGGAAGCCCCCUAACCAAUAAGUACUCAGAGGGCAUGCCAGGUAACAGAUACUAUGGAGGCAAUGAGUUCAUAGAUAUCAUUGAGAACCUGUGUAGAUCAAGGGCUCUGCAGGCUUACAGGCUAGAUCAAGAGAAGUGGGGUGUUAAUGUGCAGCCCUACUCCGGGAGUCCUGCUAAUUUUGCAGCAUAUACUGCAUUGCUCAACCCACAUGAUAGGAUAAUGGGGCUGGACCUGCCUUCUGGUGGGCAUCUUACUCACGGAUACUAUACCUCUGGAGGUAAGAAGAUCUCUGCAACAUCAAUUUACUUUGAGAGCUUGCCUUACAAGGUUAGCCAGGAAACUGGGUUUAUUGAUUAUGAAAAAUUGGAGGAGAAAGCCUUGGACUUUAGGCCCAAGCUUAUCAUCUGUGGAGGCAGUGCAUAUCCCAGGGAUUGGGAUUAUGCUAGGUUGAGGUCCGUUGCCGACAAAUGCGGAGCUAUGCUUUUGUGUGAUAUGGCUCACAUCAGUGGCCUGGUUGCUGCUCAGGAAGCUGCAAACCCAUUUGAUUAUUGUGAUUUGGUCACCACAACUACCCACAAGAGUUUGAGGGGUCCAAGAGCGGGCAUGAUCUUCUACAGGAAAGGACCAAAGCCUCCCAAGAAGGGACAGCCAGAGGAUGCUGUCUAUGAUUAUGAGGAUAAAGUCAACUUUGCUGUAUUCCCAUCUCUUCAGGGAGGGCCACACAACCACCAGAUUGCAGCAUUGGCUGUGGCUCUUAAGCAGGUAAUGACCCCUGGGUUUAAGGCCUAUGCUAAGCAGGUUAAGGCAAAUGCUGUUGCCCUUGGGAACUACUUGAUGAACAAGGGAUACAAACUUGUUACGGAUGGAACAGAAAAUCACCUAGUUCUAUGGGAUCUCCGACCCCUGGGAUUGACUGGAAACAAGGUUGAGAAAGUUUGUGAUUUAUGUAACAUAACAAUCAACAAGAAUGCUGUUUAUGGUGACAGUAGUGCUCUUUCUCCCGGAGGUGUACGCAUUGGUGCCCCUGCAAUGACUUCCAGAGGUCUCAAAGAAGCUGAUUUUGAGAAGAUUGCAGAGUUCCUGCACCAGGCUAUCAACAUCACCUUAUCCGUCCAGAAGGAACACGGGAAACUUCUUAAGGACUUCAACAAAGGUCUUGCAAACAACAAAGAUAUGGAAAAUCUGAAAGUUGAAGUUGAGAAAUUCUCUGCUUCAUUUGACAUGCCUGGUUUUGAUGUAACUACAAUGAAGUAUCAUGAUUAAGUGUACUGAAAUGGCAUAAUGCCAUUCGUUUUAUGGUUUUGAUGCACUGUUUCAAGUCUCAAAUUUAGUAGUAGAGGGAGCUAUGCGCAUGAUUUGAUGGAUAAAAGUUACUGCUAACCAGUGUUAUGAUCCUCGUAUUUGAGGAUUUGCGUUGCUGGUGUAGUUAACAUAAGUGAGAUGAAGGUAACAGUAAAAUAUAUUUUGCUGAUUUUUUCAGUUAGUGUGGGGGAAAGUUGGCUAAUAAUUUCAUUGGUUAUGUAUUUUUGGUUUUGAAAUGAAAUAACAAGAAAUCCUCCUGUAAAAGAGGGACUAUUUACUUGUUUGUA